This is a messenger RNA of Pyricularia grisea, 1665 nucleotides long. RefSeq lists its product as uncharacterized. The record is from RefSeq and is a predicted model, not a curated record. Gene Ontology annotation, biological process: carbohydrate metabolic process; N-glycan processing. Gene Ontology annotation, molecular function: calcium ion binding; mannosyl-oligosaccharide 1,2-alpha-mannosidase activity. Gene Ontology annotation, cellular component: endoplasmic reticulum; Golgi membrane. NCBI's taxonomy places the organism in Eukaryota, Fungi, Ascomycota, Sordariomycetes, Magnaporthales, Pyriculariaceae. The transcript has a single exon. The coding region runs from base 1 to 1665 and encodes 554 amino acids.
AUGGCACGCCUAUUGUCAUGCUACAUCUUUGUGCUUGGGGGUCUCUUCCUGAGCGCACUGUCUGCCUCGGCAGAUGGAGCCGCGGCUCAGGAGUUGGCAUACCCCAAGCAGAAAGGUUCCAAUUAUGACUACACUGGAUUCGAAUCCAACCAGACCGCCCGCGCGCAGGCCGUGGUUGAGAUGUUUCGGUACGCCUGGAACGCCUACCACGCGCACGCGUUCCCGCACGAUUCGCUGAUACCGCUGUACUCCAACUACACGGACGACCGUGGCGGUUGGGGCGUGACGGCGGUGGACGGGCUCGACACGGCCAUCAUCAUGGAGCAGACCGAUAUUGUCAACACCAUCCUGGACUACAUCCCCAGCAUAAACUUUGCCAAGACCAACACGCCAAAGCCUUCGAAAGUCAGUCUUUUCGAGACAAACAUCCGCUACCUCGGGGGCAUGCUUUCGGCAUACGACCUGCUAAAGGGCCCGUUCAGCCACUUGAAAGUAAACCCCCAAAACGUGGAUGCGCUGCUUCGCCAGGCCAAAAGUCUAGCCGACACGCUCAAGUUCGCCUUUAACACCAAGACCGGAAUCCCCGUGGGUCAACUCUUCAUCGAGAACCAGACUUUUACCGGCGACAACAAGCUGGACAACGGCGUGGAGUCGGCCAGCUUGGCCGAGAUGGGCACGCUCGUGCUGGAAUGGCAGCACCUGUCUGACCUGACGGGCGACCCGCAGUACGGCAAGCUGGCGCAAAAGGCCGAGAGCUACUUUCUCAAGCCUUCAUCCGAAGUUUGGCCCGGACUCACCGGCGGACUCUUCAACUGCGACACGGGCGAGAUCCUAGACCGGUACGGCGGUUUCACGUCGGGCAACGACUCGGCGUACGAGUACCUGGUCAAGAUGUACGUGUACGACCCGGAAAAGUACGCCAACUACGGGGAGCGGUUCGCAAAGGCCGCCGACUCGGCCAUCGCGCACCUCCUCUCGCACCCAUCAUCCCGCCCUGACCUGACCAUGGUGACCACCUUUGACGGCACGCGGCAGGUCAACUACACCGAGUCGCUGGCCUGCUUCAUCGGCGGGUCCUUCAUCCUGGGCAGCACGGCGCUGAAGCGACCGGACUGGCUUCAGCACGGGCUCGACUUUAGCGAGUACUGCGCCAACGGGUACCGGCAGACGGCGUCGGGGAUCGGUCCCGCCCUCUACAGCUGGGACCUGCAGGACCUCAAGACCAACCGCGCCGUCGCCAACCAGACCGGCUUCUACGGCAAGGCGGGCUUCUUCCUGCAGGACGGGUACAGGAUCGCCGGCCAGGCGCCCGAGGCCGUCGAGAGCUGGUACUACGCCUACCAGUGGACCGGCGACAGGUACUGGCGGGAUGUGGCGUGGGCCGCCACCCUCGCGCAGAACCGGACCAUGCGCGUCCCCGGCGGCAAGGGGUUUGGGUACAUCAGGGAUGUACUCAAGGAGGACGGCGGUGGUGUCAUCGGCAGCAUCAUGCAGAGCUUCAUGCUGGCGGAGACGCUCAAGUAUCAGUAUCUGAUCCAGACGGAGAAGAAGGGGGAGUGGGAUGUCGGGUCAACCAGUAGGCCCGGUGGCGGCGAUAACAAGAACUUCUUUGUAUAUAAUACCGAGGCGCAUCCGUUGAGGGUCAUGGCCAAAACGCCUGUGUAG